Molecule: messenger RNA, 3998 nt
Organism: Esox lucius (northern pike)
Lineage: Eukaryota; Metazoa; Chordata; Actinopteri; Esociformes; Esocidae
Gene: asb7
Product: ankyrin repeat and SOCS box containing 7
Exons: 6
Coding region: 412-1398 (328 amino acids)
Biological process (GO): intracellular signal transduction
Molecular function (GO): protein binding
Source: RefSeq, a predicted model, not a curated record
UCAAACGUUUACUAGAGAUGUUUAAAAGCGUUCACUUUUUCCAUUGUGUCAACACAGAGAAGAGUAAUAGCCAUACAAAUCUGUAAUUACUUCGUUUGAAAUAUUACUUAACAUGCAACCCAUUUAGUUUUAUAAAUGUUUGCGGGUGCAAUUUAGAUUUGCAUCAGGGUGCUUAUUUGACAGCUCAAAUUAUUUGCUUCUGGAGCCUGAUUGGCUAAAACAACCCCGUUGAAAUUGGGGGUUCGCAUCGGUGGAGUAUGGCUAGCAAGCCUGCUAGCUAGCCAUAUCUUCGUAUUUUAAGUCAGUGGUAACCCAUCUGAGUUCAUAACUUACCGUCCUACUGUUGCAGACAAAUGAAAAUUGUCCUAACGACAUAAUUGUCUCAACAAAAGAUAAGAGGCCUGUGUGUGGAUGACCCCUCCCCUUACGAGAUGUAACAGGAUGCUGAACCAUCACUGUAGAAGGAAUCCAGAGCUUCAAGAGGAGCUGCAGAUACAGGCUGCAGUGGCAGCAGGGGAUGUGUACACCGUCCGGAAGAUGCUGGAGCAAGGUUACUCUCCCAAGAUCCGCGACGCCAAUGGGUGGACCCUGCUCCACUUCUCCGCUGCCAAGGGGAAGGAGAGAUGUGUCCGUGUCUUCCUGGAGCAUGGAGCUGACCCCACUGUGAAGGACUUCAUCGGGGGCUUCACCGCGCUCCACUACGCCGCCAUGCAUGGCCGAGCGCGCAUCGCCCGCCUCAUGCUGGAGUCGGACUUCCGGAGCGACAUCAUAAACGCCAAGAGCAACGACGGCUGGACGCCGCUGCACGUGGCCGCCCACUACGGACGGGACUCGUUUGUGCGCCUCCUACUGGAGUUCCGUGCCGAGGUGGACCCCCUCAGCGACAAGGGCACCACGCCCCUCCAACUGGCCAUUAUCCGCGAGCGCUCCAGCUGCGUGCGCAUCCUGCUGGACCACAGCGCCAACAUCGACAUUCAGAACGGCUUCCUGCUGCGCUACGCAGUCAUCAAGGGGAACCAUUCCUACUGUCGCAUGUUCCUCCAGCGGGGCGCCGACACCAACCUGGGGCGACUGGAGGACGGGCAGACGCCGCUGCACUUGUCGGCGCUGAGGGACGAUGUGCUGUGCGCCCAGAUGCUCUACGCGUACGGCGCCGACACCAACACGAGGAACUACGAGGGCCAGACGCCCGUGGCGGUGUCCACAAGCAUGUCAGGCAUCAGCCGACCCUGCCUGGACUUCCUACAGGAGGUCACAAGACAACCCAGGACUUUGCAAGAUAUGUGUCGGAUAAGGAUCCGACAUUCCAUAGGGCUCCAGAGCUUGAAGUGUCUAGAGGAUCUGCCAAUUGCCAAGGUCAUGAAAGACUACUUAAAACACAAGUUUGAUAAUGUGUGACAGCAAAAAGCUUUUUAUAGACGACCCCCCACCCCCCGAACCAGGCUGACAGAGAACGUUGUUUCUCUCCUUAAAACAUCCAAGGACUAUGCAAGCGUUAUGCCACCUUUGUCUGAAGCCUGGAUGGAGAAGUGACCCAGGUUUUGGAACAUCAGUUACACACGUGGUCUUCAUGGAGCAGGCCAUGUAUCUUAUCGUUCCAGUCUUCUGAUCAUGUUAGUAGCACAAUUGGAUUGACGACCGAAUUGGAUCAGCGGGAAAGAUGUCAGUGUUUCAAUUAGGCUUCAGUCGCAGUGUAUGGUUGACCAGGUGGUGCUGUUGUAGUACGUCUUGUGGUAUAAAACUUGUUCUGAUGGAAAUACGACCAUCUUCUUGUUGCUGUUAUGUUACCCAUAAUGUAGGUUUCAUGUUAAAUUUCAGUCCAAAUUAUGCCAUUGAUUUUGCUUUGUUUUGUGGAUGUUUAGUCUUCCUGUUUGGUGUUCACUGAGAUGCCAAGAUUGUUUCCCCUCUGGUUAACAAUGUUAAACAAAGGAAAAAGAGCAAAGUGGAUUCCAUUAUGCUUCAUUGUCAACACAAGUGUCAAACUUUGGUGCCCACAGUUGCAAAAGAAAGGGAAUCUUACGAUACAAUAUCAAAUUGUCUGUUAUCAAACCCUUUAACUAUUCAAGUAUUACAAAAGCUCAGUGUUGUGUUACCUCAAAUAAACAUGUUUGAGUUGACUAAAGGAGACCAAUUCAAAGUUGAUUGAUCGAAGAGUUCAGGCAGUAGCGAUACCUGAUACAAAGGAGUAUGUUCGGAGAGAGGAGUUUGUCACAUGUACAGUAGAUCUUCAUGAGUUGAGUCAUCCAGCAUAGCUUGGUAAUGUCAGUCUGCCCUGGAUACUAUGUACAGACAUUCACAUACUAAAAAACUACAUGUAAAUAAUUGUCAUAUAUGUACAGAAGAUAUUUUUCUAGAAUUAUUUAAGCAAUGAUCUCCUGUAUUCUUAAAGUAUUGUGUGUUUUUGUGACCGAUAUAUUGGUGUGUGUGUGUGUGUGCGAGUGAGUGUGUGAGUGAAGAUUAAAUUUAAGAGAUUUAGUUACAUCAACUUGAAAUCAAUUUAGUUUUUUUUACUUACGGGGGACUGAACAGAUUUUUGUUGAAAUGGGAUCGCCACAGCUUACACUUACAAAAAUAUCUGUUCUUGAAGACCAUACUAUGAAUUCCUGGUUGAAUUCAAUGGUUUUACAAAAGGAAAUGUAUGUUUUAAAAAAAAUGUCCAAUCCAAUUGAUAAAAAAACGUUGUCAUUGUAUGUAAUAAAAUAAAAGUGUUGAUGCGCCUGCGUUCAAAUCAUAUUUGUCUUCUAAGACUACAUGAAAGUUAAGUAUGAAUCAGUCUCUGAUCCUGAUGAAUGGUGUUUUCAUAGGAUUUUUUUGGUGCAUGAUUUCCAUGACAGUGUUUGUAUAGUUUUUGCCCCACUAUCGAAAACCGCUAUGAUGUCCUUUGUUUAACAGAGAUGUUGUAUCUUUCUCUUGCUGAUGCAAUGUUGUUUAAUUUUUAACUGUGCUUGGGUCUAACGCCAGUUGUCCUGCUAUCUCCCUGAGACAUUUUGGUUUUAAAAUAAGAGCUGGCUUUAUUAACUCUGUAUACUUUUAGAUUCCUUAAAACCAACUGCCUUCCUGUCCGCUCUUGAAAAUGUUAAUGUGCGUUGAUCAGCUUUAAAUAUGAUUGGAGUCACAAUUUAUCAUUUGUUCAGGUCAUAGACAUAGAGUUUUGCCUGACCACCUGACCUGGACAGGAUAUGUGGGUUGUAGACCAUGACUACAAUACAGGUCAUGUAGUCUGGAAAAAACUAUCAGUCCAAAUCAAUGAAUUUUAGACAACAGAAUUCUCUUAAGUUUUUCCUUCUGUAAAAAUAUGUCGCCUGCCCAAAGUCACGUCCUCUGAUUUUUGGAUACCAUUUUGAUACCAUUUUGUAUAACAGACUGGUUAUAUACAUUGAGCAGGAAGUAAGUGUUGAAUGUGAUUUGCAGCGUACUCUGGGUUUUGUUCAUUAGGGCAUGCAAUGGAAAGCAAAAAAAAAACAAUUGCUGCAUAACCUUUAAAAAGUCAGUGUUUCUAUGGACAAGUCCUAAUAAUCCCUCCUGGUUUGAGUCAGUUGUCUUUUCUUUAUUGCCUAAUGAACAUUACCCCGAAUUGUGUGCCUCCACAAGCCUGGGGAGGGAUUUCAAUAGACUUUGUGUCUUUACAGUCAGGGAACAGUUCAUAAAUGUCUUAUGUUGGGUGGGAGUAGGGUGAAUUUGCCCCUAGUUGAUGAUCUUGGAUCAGAUCCCCACUGAUGUCUAAGGCUAGAAUUAGGAAUGGGAAACUGAUCCCAGAUGUGUAGCUAGGGAUAAUGUCAACGCAGAGCCUUGUGGUACUGAUCCAGGUGGUUUGUCUGGACUGUGGUAUCUGACCAGGGGGAGAUCUUCUCAGUCAGAUAACAUUGUCAGGAAGAAAUCCCGAUCUCUCCUAUAUGGCUCUCAAAUAAGUCUUCCGGCAACAUCAACUACUGAAUGUACAUAAUAUGCAGAUUUGUAAAUGUAAAACUGUGCUAAUAAACAAACCAUGAUAUUCUCAA